AUGAGCUGUGCGUCUAUUCUCAUCACAUUCAACGAGGUUCGAAGUGGGGUGCAGAGGUCCGUGAGGCACCCAGGACUCAAGACACACGCCACACUUCUCUACCCCAUACCACGCCACUGUCGUCCUUUUGGUCCAGUCUACUUACGGUCGCAGGCUACAGUGACACUCGUGUGGCCGCCGCACUGUACUCCUGUAGGAAUGGACAAGAGGACAGCCUCCACGCGUCCGUCGUGGAGCUGGGGAUGGACCGUCUUCCAGCAGCGCACCAGUGAUGCCGUCAGCCAUCAUUUCUUUCGUAUUUGGAUUAUCAAUUGGGCUUUGGCGACCUGGAGGGUGAAUUCUGGCUUGGGCCUUGACCUUCCGCACCAGCUGACCUCCACCACCCUGCAGCAGCUACGAAUUGAUCUGGACGAUUACGAGGGAGAACAUCGGUACAGUGGACACGCAGGGAAUAGUCUGUUAGAACAUAACGGCGUCCCAUUCAGCACACAUGAUGCUGACAACGACAAGGCAAAGCAAAACUGUGCCUGA
Messenger RNA from Scylla paramamosain (green mud crab), 531 nucleotides. RefSeq names its product ficolin-3-like. The record is from RefSeq and is a predicted model, not a curated record. NCBI's taxonomy places the organism in Eukaryota, Metazoa, Arthropoda, Malacostraca, Decapoda, Portunidae. The transcript is spliced from 4 exons. The coding region runs from base 1 to 531 and encodes 176 amino acids.